Messenger RNA from Musa acuminata AAA Group (dessert banana), 1011 nucleotides. Its product is annotated as GEM-like protein 5. The record is from RefSeq and is a predicted model, not a curated record. The transcript is spliced from 3 exons. NCBI's taxonomy places the organism in Eukaryota, Viridiplantae, Streptophyta, Magnoliopsida, Zingiberales, Musaceae. Bases 100 to 870 code for a protein of 256 amino acids.
ACUCGUCUUUCAUCUUCUGGCGUUCUCUCUUCCUCCAACUGCUCCAUCUUGUUGAUUUGGUACGAUCCGUGCGCGUAGCACCUCAAGGAAGCAAAGGCCAUGGAGAAGGAGGCGAACGAAGCGGCUCAUGUCACGGAGGAGGCCAAGUGGGGAACGAAGCUGAUGGGUCCACCUGCUGCGCCAUCGGCGCACCCAGAGAACCAGAGAGCGGCGCUUUGGAGCCCCCGAGGCGACGACGAACGGCCGCCCUACGUACUGGAGCGGGAGCCGGUGAGCAGAGGCCCCGGUGGCAGCCCCAUGGAGAGCAUACUGGACUUCUUCAACUCCUGGGCUAAGAAAGCAGAGGACCUCGCCCACAACAUUUGGCACAACCUGAAGACAGCACCAUCCAAAACCGAGGCAGCAAUGGGGAAGCUGAGCCUGACAGCGAAAGCCUUCGCCGAGGGCGGCUUCGAGUCUCUCUACAAGCAGACCUUCCAAACCGAUCCUACCGAGAGGCUGAAGAAGACGUUUGCUUGCUACCUCUCGACCACCACCGGACCGGUCGCGGGAACCCUCUACCUCUCCAACGCCAACGUCGCAUUCUGCAGCGAUCGGCCCCUCUCCUUCACGGCACCCUCCGGUCAGCAAGCCUGGAGCUACUACAAGGUUAUGAUCCCUCUGAUCAAGAUAGCCACCGUGAAUCCAGUUACACUGGGUGAGAAUCCGUCGCACAAGUACAUCCAGAUUGCGACGGUGGAUGGGCAUGAUUUCUGGUUCAUGGGCUUCGUCCAUUUCGAGAAGGCAUCCGAGCAUCUGCUGAACGGCGUGUCGGACUGUGCAGCGGCCUCUCAUGGAGCUGAGCACGGGGUUAGUCGAGUUACCACUUAGAAGAACCAGCGAGAUGCAGAGAACUACCUCUUUUUUGUGCAGACUUUCCUACGUUCGUGUCGUCAUGUGUUUGCGUCUGAUGUUACGUAUACGAAUAAACAAUCUGCGUGGGGGUAUGGAUAGAUGGAUUCUUCCUGUUAA